AAAGCGAACAUUUUUUUUCCGUGGAAGAGAGAGAGAGAGAGAGAGAGAGAGACUGAGAACUUCCUUUGAGAUUGGCGAAAUCGUGGUGUUUGAUACAAAAGAAAAAAACAGAGAGAGAAAACAAAAUUUUCCCGGAAAAGGGAAUCCAAAAAUGCAUUGCAAGACCCUUUGUUUGGCGUUGAGAUUUGAUCCUUUCCCUUCAAUCUCAUGGUCUUGGAUCUUUCUCGUUUCUUUUUAACAUUCUGGUCGUCGGUUCUUGAAAGAGCUUCAUAUUCUGUUGGAGCAAAAAGAUCGUUUUUUGAGCCUACCUCACAAUUCUCUGCUUCAAAUUUAAUUCUGGGUGGGUUUCCAUUUCUCCAAAAAGAUUCAUUCACUCUGCUGCAUUGCUUGCAUCCGUGUUUUAAAGUUAGGUUCGAUGAAGUGGCAAUGAGGUGUGUGGCUAAGACAUGGAGGUUAGAUCAGAGGGUAUACAAGUGAGGUGUGAUAAACUUCAGGGUCCUGUGAUUCCUAAGACACGUUUGAGGAUUUGGUUCAUUCGUGUGUGCUCAAGCAUUGUGUUGUGGACGUGUCUGGUUCAGUUAGUGACAGUUAGUGAACUAUGGCAUUCACAUUUAAUUUCUGGGAUUACUAGUGGUAUAUAUCAUAUAACCCAAGUUCAGCUUCCAAUACAAGCGAAUAAAGGAGUUGCUCAAGCACCUCCUGCUUUACUUCCUGCAAGAAAUUACACUAGUAAUGGUUUUCUAAGAGUUUCCUGCAAUGGGGGCUUGAAUCAAAUGCGUGCUGCGAUUUGUGACAUGGUGACAGUUGCUCGUUUUUUGAAUCUCACAUUGGUUGUUCCUGAGCUUGACAAGACAUCAUUUUGGGCUGACCCUAGCAAUUUUGAGGACAUUUUUGAUGUGAAACAUUUCAUUGAUUCUUUAAGAGAUGAAGUUCGAAUAGUGAAAAGGGUGCCCAAAAAGUUUAGUAGAAAGUAUGGAUACUCUACCUUGGAGAUGCCUCCUGUUAGCUGGUCAAAUGAAAAAUAUUACAUGGAGCAGAUUUUGCCACUUUUUGGAAAACAUAAGGUGUUACACUUCAACAAAACUGAUGCACGUCUAGCAAACAAUGGUCUUCCACUUGAUCUACAGAAGCUCAGGUGCCGUGUCAAUUACCAGGCACUUAAAUUUACUCCUCAAAUUGAGAAUUUGGGGCACAAGUUGAUUCAGAUACUUCAUAAGAAGGGACCUUUUGUGGCGUUGCAUCUGAGAUAUGAGAUGGACAUGUUGGCUUUCUCAGGCUGCACUCAGGGUUGCAUGGAUAAAGAAGCUGAGGAGCUCAAACGGAUGAGGUAUGCUUUCCCUUGGUGGAGAGAAAAGGAGAUAGUUUCUGAAGAGAGGAGAUCACAGGGUCUUUGUCCUUUGACACCAGAGGAGGCAGCCUUUGUUCUGCGAGCCUUAGGUUUUGGUAGGGAGACACAGAUCUAUAUUGCAGCUGGUGAGAUUUAUGGUGGUGAACAUAGACUUGCACAAUUGAGAGCUGCGUUUCCACAAAUUGUGAAAAAGGAAACGUUGCUGACCCGUGAUGAUUUGCGGCAGUUUCAGAAUCAUUCAUCACAGAUGGCAGCCUUGGAUUUUAUGGUUUCAGUAGCCAGUAACACGUUUAUUCCUACCUAUGACGGGAACAUGGCAAAAUUAGUGGAAGGUCAUCGCAGAUAUUCUGGUUUUAAAAAGACCAUCUUGCUGGAUCGAAAAAAGCUGGUAGAAUUGCUUGAUAUGCAUCAAAAUGGAACCCUUUCCUGGAAUGAGUUUGCAGAUGGUGUGAGACAGGUUCAUGAAAAGAGAAUUGCUCAGCCAACUCGGCGCAGAGUUAUUUUAGAGAAGCCAAAGGAGGAAGACUAUUUCUAUGCAAACCCUCAUGAGUGUCUCUGUGAGGAAACAAAUUGUGAUGACUUACUUGGUCCUCAUAACUCUAGUCAAGUACAUUACUCAUGAGUAAGGAGGAGGAAUCCAAAAAAUGCACUCAUUCCACUAACUUACUCAGGUGCUCUGUUAAGAAUCAAGAUUACUGCCAUAAGAUCUCAGAUUACUAGAAUUUUGUAGAGAAGAGAAAAAUAAUAGAAAAGAGAGGAAAAUUAUUCUUCUAUUGAGCCU
Messenger RNA from Abrus precatorius (Indian licorice), 2129 nucleotides. RefSeq names its product rhamnogalacturonan I rhamnosyltransferase 1-like. Gene Ontology annotation, molecular function: calcium ion binding. Bases 447 to 1970 code for a protein of 507 amino acids. NCBI's taxonomy places the organism in Eukaryota, Viridiplantae, Streptophyta, Magnoliopsida, Fabales, Fabaceae. Gene Ontology annotation, cellular component: cytoplasm; chloroplast. The record is from RefSeq and is a predicted model, not a curated record. The transcript has 9 exons.